Molecule: messenger RNA, 2635 nt
Organism: Hypanus sabinus (Atlantic stingray)
Lineage: Eukaryota; Metazoa; Chordata; Chondrichthyes; Myliobatiformes; Dasyatidae
Product: long-chain fatty acid transport protein 6-like
Exons: 10
Coding region: 88-1956 (622 amino acids)
Molecular function (GO): long-chain fatty acid-CoA ligase activity; long-chain fatty acid transmembrane transporter activity
Source: RefSeq, a predicted model, not a curated record
UGAUUGGAGCCGGGAGGCAAAAUAACCGGGCGGGUUCAGGGAAAGGGGUCAGUGGUGCACUGUGCGCUAGAGCAGUCGCUGGGCACUAUGCUGGCUGUGGUAGUAGCGGCGGUCGUGGCUGGAGCACUGGGUUUAUUUCUGCUACUGAAGUUCGGGUUGCCGAAUCUGUAUUACGAUGCGCUUUUCAUUCUCCGGUUCGCCAGCAUCAGCUGGAGACUGCUGCGAUGCUACUUUACCGGCAGGGUGAUCACCGUGCUAGAUCGCUUCGAGCAGCAAUCGAAGUCGAACCCGGACAAGACCCUGCUCCUCUACGAGGGCCGCUCUUUCACUUACCGGGAGGUGGACCGGAGGAGCAACCGGAUCGCCCAGGUCUGCAUUCAGCCAUGGGCCGGGUUGCGAGCUGGGGACACUGUGGCGUUACUGAUGAGCAAUGAGCCCGACUUCCUGUGUGUUUGGUUCGGCUUGUGCAAGCUGGGCUGCGCCGCAGCGUUCCUUAAUACCAGCUUGCGCGCCCGGUCCCUGUUGCAUUGUCUGGACAACUCGGGCGCCAAAACCCUCAUAGUCGGAGCAGAUCUAAUUGAUGCUGUGAAAGACAUUCUUGCAAGCAUCAAGGAGAAGAAUAUAUCAGUAUGGAUCAUGGCAAAAAGUUGCAUAUACCAAGGAGUGGAUACUCUUGCAGAUAAAGUAGAAAAAGCACCUGAGAGUCCUGUGCCAGCAACGUGGAAAUCUACAGUCCAGUUGAAAUCUCCCUUUCUUUAUAUAUUCACUUCAGGAACAACAGGCUUACCAAAGGCUGCUAUAAUAACCCAUCUACAGAUCUUCAGGGCAAGUGCUGGACUGCGGUUUUUUGGAGUCACUAAGGAUGAUAUAAUCUACACGCCACUUCCUCUAUAUCAUAGUGCGGCCUCUCUCUUAGGAAUCUGUGGUUGCAUUGAACUAGGUGCAACAUGUGUGCUGAAGAAGAAGUUCUCAGCCACCCAGUUCUGGAAUGACUGCAAAAAGUAUAAUGUUACAGUAUUCCAGUACAUCGGAGAACUCUGUCGCUAUCUCUGUAAUCAGCCAAAGUCGGAAGGAGAGAAAAAUCACCAAGUACGCAUGGCUGUUGGAAAUGGUAUAAGGUCUGAUGUCUGGAAAGAAUUUCUCAUGCGUUUUGGCAACAUUAAGAUCUGUGAGUUUUAUGGUGCAACAGAAGGAAAUGUCUUCUUUAUGAAUUACACAGGCAAAGUGGGAGCUGUGGGACGAACCACGUUUCUUCAUAAGGUAUUGCUGUCAUAUAAACUGGUGAAAUUUGAUGUUCUGAAUGAAAAGCCCAUAAGGAAUGAACAAGGAAGGUGUGAAAUAGUUAAAAAAGGUAAGGCAGGACUCCUCAUAUCUUCAGUGACUAAGUCGAAUCCAUUCAGUGGUUAUGCUGGAAACAAGAAGUUUUCAGAACAGAAGCUUCUCAGAGAUGUUUUCAAAAAAGGUGAUGUGUAUUUCAAUAGUGGGGACCUCCUGUCUGAAAGUGAAGAUGGCUAUAUUUACUUCCAUGAUCGGAUUGGAGACACAUUUAGGUGGAAAGGGGAAAAUGUUGCAACCACAGAAGUGGCUGAAAUAAUUGGACUGCUGGAUAUGGUGGAAGAAGUCAUUGUGUAUGGAGUAGCUAUUACAGGAUAUGAAGGCAGGAUAGGAAUGGCAGCGAUCAUCCUGAAACCAGAUCAAGUGUUUGAUGGAAAAAAGAUUUAUAACCACGUUCUGGAGCAUCUGCCAGGCUAUGCUUACCCCCGCUUCCUGAGGAUCCAGAAAACCAUGGAGAUGACCGAAACAUUCAAGAGAAAGAAAAUUAAAUUGGUUGAAGAAGCAUUUAAUCCAAAAAUAAUAAGUGAACCUUUGUAUUUCCUGGAUACAACUGAGAAAUCUUACAUCGUGAUGACGGAACAAAUCUACAACCAGAUUUUGUCAUUCGAGAUAAAAUUAUGAACCAUAUUUUCAAUGUGCACAUUUUUCUGUUAUGACUACAGGAAUCCAAUAUGACCAAUCGAUUAGCAGAUAGCUUUCUGGCAUUAAUUUUAAUACCAAGUGUAUUUUAUCAACAUUUUAUCAGAAGAUGUAAUUUUUCAGUUUUUUAAAACUUGUGUAUGAUUUUAACUUGUAUCUCUGUAACAAAAUGCACCUUGAAUUUAAAUACAUUUUAAAAAAGUUUCUAAACUAUUUAAAAGAAGUCUGCACUAGUUCUUUCUUGACCAAACAAUGCUAUAAAGCCUCCCAGGUGGUUGUCAGUGUUGUCAUGCAUCACUGAUAAGACACAUUUAAAUUCUUCACCCAGAUCCCAAUAAUCUUGUUAAAUAUACAGGUAUAAUUUUAAUCACAGUAUCCUUUUCAUUCCUACCGUGUGUUCCUCGAGUGUCACUGACCCUUGUGAUUCCUCCCAGCAUGGACUUCUGACCCACCAACCUGGGGGGACUUGCUGACAUGGGGAGGGGAGGCAGCAGCCAUCAUCCUUUACUUGUCUUCCUCCACAGUGCUUGCCGGCCCGACAUCCAUCCACAGAUGUCCUUUGUCACACAGCCACGUUGCUGGCCUUCGAAUGUGGAGCGGAGGCCCAGACUCUAGUCCAGGAGUCAGCAACCUUUACCACUGAAAGAGCCACUUGGACCCG